AUUUCAACUCAUGUAAACUGGUGGAGUUUUCCUGCGGAUGUUUCGCUCGAAAAUAUAUAAUUAAUAACAGGACAAAGGAUUAUCUUCUUUUAGCGCCAAAACUGUUCUUUUUCUUAUUUUUUCCGACUGCAUAUGAUCAAAAAUUGUUUUGAGCGAGAUUUUUUAUACCCUGACAUCGACUAUUUAUCCUAUCUUUCGUUAGAAGACAUGCCUGCAGUCAAUCUGAGUUUUCGGAUUGCUCUACAAUGAACAAAAUCGUGAUUUCUACUAUUUUUGUUUUUUGGUGCCUAAACUUAGGUCUGCUAGUUGUCAUCAAGUAUUGACAUUUUUUAUCAAAAUUUGCUUUCAGAUUUGAUUACAAGCGGCCCUGUUAUCAAGAAUGAUCGGAAGAAAGACGAAAUUGAAAUGGGUAAAUAUCUCUUAAGCAUCUCACUAAGCUUAGUUAUAGGCGUAUAACGCAUUUGGAUAAAUAAUCUAACUAAAUAUUAAGUGUCCAAAAUGUGGUACACGGUUAAUGAUCGAUUAGCGAAGAGGAAAGAGCCUGUCGAGAGAGCUCCAAUAGACGAUGACGGUUUGUGGUGGAAAUCUCGUGUUAUUAUAGCGUGUACCGUAAUUGCCUCCUUGGAAAUUGUUAUUGUAAUUGUCAUGAUUAUAUAUUGGCGACAAAUUCGAUUCUAUUUUACUAAAAUUCAUUGCCCAUGUGAUGACUAUCUGUAUGAAAGGAGAAUGAGAAGAGAAUUGAAUAGGGUUGUGCCACCUUCCGACAUCACUAUGGAAGAUAGACAAAGUCGAAGGACUUCCCAGAGGCCUAUACCUACUGUGCAGCUACAAGCAAGGGCGCUUUUGAAUAAUCCUUCGUCCGAACAACGUAAUAAUGCUUCUGAGGAAUCAAAUCAGCAAAGCGUUAGCGCUCAAGUUCACAGAGAGGCCGAUCUUGAAGAAACUGAACAUCCUUCCAUAACACAUUCCACAAAUGUAGAAAGCUGCAAUGAACAAGACACAUUCCGUGACUUAAGUGUGAGCGAUAUUAGUGACGAAGAAUUCGAAAAUCAAGCUGAUGGAUUCCUUAGCAAAAAAGGUUAUGAAAAUGCAAGUUUUGAAGAGGAACCUUCAUCAUCAUCAUUGUCAUCUAUUAAAAAAACUAUGCCUAUAAAUAAAACCAAAGAACCUGAAUGCCUUCAUAGACUUCUUACAAAAUAG
Dimorphilus gyrociliatus is the source of this 1200-nucleotide messenger RNA. NCBI's taxonomy places the organism in Eukaryota, Metazoa, Annelida, Polychaeta, Dinophilidae. The record is from the annotation of a GenBank genome assembly.